ACGUCAGUACCCAGGUAUCCUUUCGGCUGAAUGGCUCUUAAAGGUUUUUUUGUUUAGGAGAGCCACCUUGUAAUGUUUACUUCUUGUCGUGCUCGGCGUGCAUUCUUCGUCGCUACGUAGCUCUCGCAUUGCGGGAUUGAUACCGGGUGCAGGAAUUAUUAACCCCCAUUUCAACACUUCGAGUGAGCGGCACCCGUAUAAUUUACGUCCGGCCAGUUUAUCCCGAGGAGUGAUAGGAGCGAACAUAUAUUUAUAAUUAGAAGCGAAGUAAGUAACAUUAACGUUCAUGAUGGCGAUGUUCCGCAGUUUUGUGUCGGCUACACAGUUUAGGCAUCACCACCAGCACCAGCAGCAGAGCGAGGCGGCUGCGGCCGCUGCCGGCGACAGUCUGGAGAGCCAGUUUUCCUGCCCCAUUUGCCUGGAGGUCUAUCACAAACCUGUGAGCAUCGCAAGCUGCGCCCACACGUUCUGCGGGGAGUGCCUGCAGCCCUGUCUGCAGGUCAGCUCGCCACUCUGUCCCCUCUGCCGCAUGCCCUUUGACCCCAAGAAGGUGGACCGGUCCUCCAAUGUGGAGAAGCAGCUCUCCUCGUGCAAGGCGCCCUGUCGGGGCUGCAGUAAGAAGGUCACUUUGGUCAAAAUGAGGUCGCACAUUUCGUCCUGCGCCAAGGUCCAGGAACAGAUGGCCAACUGCCCCAAAUUCGUCCCCGUCGUCCCUACGUCACAGCCCAUCCCCAGCAAUAUUCCCAACCGCUCGACGUUUGUGUGUCCAUACUGCGGGGCCCGGAACCUGGACCAGCAGGAGCUGGUGAAGCACUGCCUGGAGAACCACCGCAGUGACCCCAACAGAGUGGUGUGUCCCGUUUGCGCUGCCAUGCCCUGGGGUGACCCCAGCUACAAGAGCUCCAACUUCCUGCAGCAUCUCCUGCACCGGCACAAGUUCUCCUACGACACAUUUGUGGACUACAGCAUCGACGAGGAGGCCGCUCUCCAGGCAGCCCUGGCACUCUCAUUGGCGGAAAACUGAAGAUCGCGUCGUUUAAUCCACCUCCCCCCCAGUCCCCUCCCAACCCCCCCUCCACCCGAUCCCAUCAACUGUCUGGCGUGUCUCCGCUCCGUCAGCUGGGACCGUCCCAUAUAGACCUCCUUACCUAGCUAGUGAGUCCUUCCUCCUCCCCGACGACAUCACGGGGGUGAGUGGAUGGUCAGUGAUGAGGCGUACAGCUGCGUCGUAGCUCCUGCGAUGUCAAUGUGCGCCUGCUGGUCGCGCGAGAGGCGGAGCUUCGCGUCGUCUGGACACGCCGGGAACGAGCGAGCCCAUGUGACCUGGCCCGAUGGAUCUUGCAGGCUGUGCAUAAACUCACCCAUUCUUAGUCCUGCCUUGGUUUUCUGCUGCUGCUGGUUCAGAAGAAGCACAGAUUUGGUGGUGCCACACCUCCCAUCUUAACAUAAUGCAAAGCUCUAGA
This is a messenger RNA of Brienomyrus brachyistius, 1463 nucleotides long. RefSeq names its product E3 ubiquitin-protein ligase RNF166. Gene Ontology annotation, biological process: ubiquitin-dependent protein catabolic process; protein polyubiquitination. The transcript is spliced from 6 exons. Bases 287 to 1024 code for a protein of 245 amino acids. NCBI's taxonomy places the organism in Eukaryota, Metazoa, Chordata, Actinopteri, Osteoglossiformes, Mormyridae. Gene Ontology annotation, molecular function: ubiquitin protein ligase activity. The record is from RefSeq and is a predicted model, not a curated record.